Molecule: messenger RNA, 1487 nt
Organism: Phalaenopsis equestris
Lineage: Eukaryota; Viridiplantae; Streptophyta; Magnoliopsida; Asparagales; Orchidaceae
Product: RHOMBOID-like protein 12, mitochondrial
Exons: 8
Coding region: 167-1126 (319 amino acids)
Cellular component (GO): membrane
Molecular function (GO): serine-type endopeptidase activity
Source: RefSeq, a predicted model, not a curated record
CCAUGGAAAAAGUGUCUCAGCGAAGUCGAGGAGCUAAAACCCUAUUCGCCAUGGCUCUAAGUUUUGCAUGGCUCGGACUGUAUCAGAUCUGACCAAGUAGGGCCGCGAGAGUAGAAGUGGUCGGCCUCUCCGAUACUCUCUGCGAAGCAAAUUUGAAUUCGAAGAGAUGCAGCGGUUUUUCGGUCUUAAUAAGCUGCUGCUCCGCCAAUCGGCGGUUGUUAUUGAGAGUGGAGGCUCCUCGUACGAUGCUCUUCUUAGGCCUUCGUUGCGGUCACUGGAGUCUGUUCCCUCCUUUCACGUUUUGCGGCAAUCAUUUCAGCAGCGGUCGGCUCGGAGUACUAAUUUUUCUUCUGGACUUUGCAAUUUGUUUUUCGUGAGGCGGAUUUUUGGAGGAAGAGCAUCUGUAACGACUGCUGGCAUCACAAGCCAUUUUGCCGUCGGUCCUCAGUCGCUUAAGUUCUCAUUCCUACAAAGGAAGGGAUUUGGUGCUUGGCAGCCAUACGGGUUUCGGCGCACUUAUUGGAGAAAUGUACCUACGUCAGAUGAAGUAGUUUUUGGUUUAAUUGGAACUAAUGUCGUUGUAUACUUCUUAUGGCAAUUUGCUGAUUUAUCAUUUAUGAAGAAACAUUUUGUGAUUUCAUUGGAAAACCUUAGGAAUGGAAAUCUGCACACUAUGCUGACUAGUGCAUUCAGUCAUGCAGAGCUUGGCCAUCUUGUGACAAACAUGGUCGGGCUCUUCUUUUUUGGUACAAAUAUUUCUAGACUUUUUGGACCCGCAUUCCUUCUUAAAUUGUACGUUGCGGGGGCACUUGGUGGAUCGGUAUUUUUCUUACUGCAUAGGAUAUAUUUAGAGAGUGCACAGCCCUUUUAUCGGAGAGCUCAUGCACUGGGUGCAAGUGCCGCUGUUAAUGCAAUUAUUCUUCUCGACGUGUUUCUCUUUCCAAAAAAUAUGUACUAUGUAAACCUUGUCAUACCAGUGCCUGCAAUUUUAAUGGGAGCAUUCAUCAUUUGUAGUGAUUUGUGGAGGAUUAACAAGGGCGAUGAUAAUAUCUCUGGAUCAGCGCAUAUGGGAGGUGCUUUUGUGGCAUUGCUAGCUUGGUUUGCUGUGAAGAAGGGCUGGUUUUGAUCUUUAAAGCAUAUCAUGAACUUGAACAUAAUGACGUUGAGUUUUGCCAUUCAUUAUAAGAAAUACCACAAAUUCAGAAGUCGCUCCUCUCUUCAUAAGUUGUCCGCUCCAAUUGGAGAAUUUCCAACAAAGUUUCUAAUGAUUCAAUGAACUACAAAAGGUUGAUAUUGUCAAAGAUUUUUAGAAUUAGAAAGAGUGGUGUUUUGUUUAUUUUAGGGCUGGGUCUUGCAAUGCUUUAGAUUAUUCUUUGUUAUUAUUUGUCGGUGAUGAAUUAGGAGAAUCAUGAGAAUAAGUUCUUGUAAGCUAAUGAAAAUAUUGUGCAUGUAUUUUACACCAAUUCUGAAUUAGCAUUUUGAUGAUU